AUGCAUGGUAUGUUUCGUCAAGCGAUUUCCGUUUGCGCAUCUGGCACCAGAAAGCAGGCCACUGUUGGAUCCCAGCAAUGCCACAAGCUCGAACAACUACUCGCUGAGCGCGACCGCGAAAUAGUCACCCUACAGCUUGAGGCAGCGGAGGCGUCAUCCAGGAUCAGCGCCUUGGAGAGCGAGACAAAGAGGUUAGAAACCAGUCGCGAAGAGCACGAGAGGCAACAGGAAGUUUUGGAGGGGCGCCUGGUGCGCUGCAGGGCGCAGUCACAGGCAGUGGCGGCCCGCAAGUUUGACCGAUCCGAAAUCCUUGCACAGCUGCCCACGAAGGAGGAGCUAACGGGGAAAGAACUGCUGAAAGCGAGGUCGUCAGGGCCAACAGAGAUAUGCCGCUUGCUGAAGGGCCACUUAAAAGAUGACGUAAAGGCCUGCGGUCUGUUGGAGCGACUUAAAGAGGAUGUGCAGGAUCAACGGGUCAAGUUGGUGGUCAUGCAACAGCGUGAAGAGUGUCUAUUGCAAAUCAUGACAGGCGGUCAAGGAACAAGGCAAUGA
Ostreobium quekettii is the source of this 552-nucleotide messenger RNA. The record is from the annotation of a GenBank genome assembly. NCBI's taxonomy places the organism in Eukaryota, Viridiplantae, Chlorophyta, Ulvophyceae, Bryopsidales, Ostreobiaceae.